Penicillium malachiteum is the source of this 537-nucleotide messenger RNA. RefSeq lists its product as uncharacterized. NCBI's taxonomy places the organism in Eukaryota, Fungi, Ascomycota, Eurotiomycetes, Eurotiales, Aspergillaceae. The transcript is spliced from 2 exons. The record is from RefSeq and is a predicted model, not a curated record. The coding region runs from base 1 to 537 and encodes 178 amino acids.
AUGUACGAAUCUUAUCGCCCCCACCUCCUGUUAGCUCAGGUACCCCUCACCGUCUCGCCGUUCAUCAACCUACCUUCCUCGGUUACACUACCUUACACCUACAAGUCGGUUCCUUCAACCCUUAUACCCUCGGUGACAGUCGAUCCUAGUAAUCCCGAUCUCAAGGCUCGCUACGUGGUGUCUUCGAGUGGUGAACAUGCAGCUCACCCAGAUGAGAUCCUCGCUUCAUGCAGGUCACUCGAGCAACAUCUCAAGAAGACACGGGAUGAUGCUGCCAAUGCCAUAAAAUCUUGGGAAGAGACAAUUCAAGAUAGGGAGCUCGCUGAGAAACGUCGUAUUGCGCCUGGGUGGCUUGAUCGUGAAGAGAAACUACUGAAACCGACCCAAUUGACUUCAUCUCCCGAAUCGAAAGGAAAUAUUGAGAGCUUGUUGGACAGCUCAUCAGCGGACCAGGGCUCUUCAAAUAUGCCUUCGAUGGUACUUCGGGAUGAAGGAGAAGAAUUGGACCGGGCAUUUGGUGGACUGGGAGUGAAAUGA